UCUAGGGUGUCGCCGCGGUGGCUCCCAUUCGAAGGCGACGGCGGUCGUCUGUAUUUCGGUCUAAUCUCUACAGAAAAAAAAAAGCGAAAUUACUUGGAACAGACAGCAGAUUCGGCGCACUUUCAUGUCGUGAUUUUUCCCAGUUUCUUCUCGGUCGAGCUUGUCCCAGGGCUCUGGAAUGACGGGGUGUGCCGAGAAUUUGAAUUAGCUCGCCGUUAGUUUGAAGAAAGAGUGAAUCGGGGUAGAGUGCGAGAGAGGAGCCAUUUUGUCCCGACUGUGUGGGAGAAAAGAAAGAGUGAAAAAGAGGUAUCACACAGAAGGAGAUCCUGUUUUUGCUCUCAUGCUGUAAGGGGGGGUACCACGGUCGGGUUUGGGAAUCUAGAACUUCUAGGACGACUCUACAGGCACAUUAUUUUGGGUGGUGUUUAGCCAACUAGCUUGCCAAAGCUAAUCAACAAAUCCACAGUUUGUUAACUGUUAACAGCCAAGAGGACAGUUGUUGGUCAGGUUGGCCAAGGAGCUGGCUUUAGACUUCACAUAGGCAUACUCUAGGGUAUCGGUUUUUGUAUCUAUCGGGGUGAACACAAACUGAUUCUUCAAUGGCGAAGAAGACGUACGACUUGCUGUUCAAGCUGCUUCUGAUCGGCGACUCGGGCGUGGGGAAGACCUGUGUGCUGUUCCGCUUCUCUGACGACGCCUUCAACACAACCUUCAUCUCCACCAUAGGAAUAGACUUCAAGAUCAAAACUGUUGAAUUACAAGGAAAGAAGAUAAAACUACAGAUCUGGGACACAGCAGGGCAGGAACGGUUCCACACCAUCACCACCUCCUACUACAGAGGAGCCAUGGGCAUCAUGCUGGUCUAUGACAUCACCAACGCCAAGAGCUUCGAAAACAUCAGCAAAUGGCUGCGCAACAUUGAUGAGCAUGCAAAUGAGGACGUUGAGAGAAUGCUGCUAGGCAACAAGUGUGACAUGGAGGACAAGAGGGUCGUACCAAAAGCCAAGGGAGAGCAGAUUGCGAGGGAGCAUGGCAUUAGGUUUUUUGAGACGAGCGCUAAGGCCAACAUCAACAUCGAGAAGGCUUUCCUCACGUUAGCAGAAGACAUCCUCAGAAAGACGCCUGUAAAAGAGCCCAACAGUGAAAACGUCGACAUCAGCAGCGGAGGAGGAGUCACAGGCUGGAAGAGCAAGUGCUGCAGUUGAACAACUCCUCUGUUUCAGUCACACUAACGCACACAAACACACUCAGACACACACUCUCUCUCUCUCUCUCUCUCUCUCUCUCUCCCUCUCUCACUGCUAACUCUAACUUGCCCUCUAACCUGUCUCAUGAGUUUUCUUGCACACUGACACUCUGUCUCUUUAUCAGAAUAAAAACAAUAAACCACUUCAUAUGUCUAAUCCCCUUGUUCCCACUUCUGCACCCAACUAUGUUCCUCCACUCUGCAUCUAAUGAUCAUUUUUAUUUCUGAUAAAAAGAGAAAUCCAGUCACGUUUCUUGUCAUUUGUUUUAAAGUUUAAGUAAAAAAAAAAAAAAAAAAAGGAAAAAAAUGUGUGGAAAAGACAAGCUCAUAUUUUUAAUAUUUCCUUUGCACAGGCUCACCUGGUUGGACACCCUCACACCCCUCCCCCUUUAACCCCACCCACCCACAGCACUCACCUUCAGUCAGAGGAAAUCAAAGUUAAAACGAGAUAAAAAAGUAGGAUUAACAUUUUGUACAUUUAGUGAGGUUUCUGUUGUCUAACCGUAUUUGGUCAUUUACAAUUUGUUACCAAGUGACAGAGGCGUGGCUAGCUCCUUUUGUAUGUGGGGGUUUAUUUUGUCCUGUGCCUUAUAUGGAAGACAGGGGCGGGGCUGUGUGGUGGGCGGAGCCACAUUCAUUUAAUGAAAUUACAGUUUAAUAAUGUGUCGGUUCAGGCUCUCUUCAUGAAGACACCGAACUGAAGCUGAAGCGUUUGAAUUUCUCCUCCAGCCAAAAGAACGGCAUUAUACAGUAUGUCCUGUUUGUUGAUGUUUUAUUUUAUCUGUAUGAUUUAUUUCACUUUUUAUUUCUGUUUGUUUUUGUUUUGUUUUGUUUUUCUUCCUGCAUGCAGAUUUCUUUGGGUUGGAAACGUUUCUGUAACGUUGUGUAACUUUUGCCACUGGGUAACUGUGGGCGGGAGGUACAGAAAUUUUCUUUGGAAAUUCAAACAAUUUUGCAGAUCCAUUAAAAAAUAAGCUUGUUUAAGUUAA
Messenger RNA from Oreochromis niloticus (Nile tilapia), 2235 nucleotides. RefSeq names its product RAB10, member RAS oncogene family (gene rab10). The transcript is spliced from 6 exons. The record is from RefSeq and is a predicted model, not a curated record. The coding region runs from base 600 to 1205 and encodes 201 amino acids. Lineage: Eukaryota; Metazoa; Chordata; Actinopteri; Cichliformes; Cichlidae. Gene Ontology annotation, molecular function: GTP binding; GTPase activity.